Molecule: messenger RNA, 340 nt
Organism: Hydatigera taeniaeformis
Lineage: Eukaryota; Metazoa; Platyhelminthes; Cestoda; Cyclophyllidea; Taeniidae
Source: the annotation of a GenBank genome assembly
GUCGGCCUUAACGACUGGCCUGCUUCCCUUCUCCCUCAGGGUCCAAGUGUCACUGAGGCGCUGGCAGGACCGAUGCGGGACCACUUACGCUACCUGGUACUGCGUGAUCUUCACUUCUUACAACCCUGGUACCAUGACUGCAUUCGGCGUCGUGAAAGCGAACGUCGUCUCGAGGAAAACAGUGGUGGCAAUGGCAGUUUCUUCUCACACCUUCCUUCUGCUAAACAGCAAAUGCUUCUCUGUCAAGGUCCUAUCUAAAUGGGUUAGCUGGAUAGAUGUCGUGAUUCGUCUUCGUCAAGGUGGUAUUCAGCAAAUUGGCUCUAGACACCAAACCAAAUGA